Aphanomyces astaci is the source of this 1087-nucleotide messenger RNA. RefSeq lists its product as hypothetical. NCBI's taxonomy places the organism in Eukaryota, Oomycota, Saprolegniomycetes, Saprolegniales, Verrucalvaceae. The record is from RefSeq and is a predicted model, not a curated record. The transcript is spliced from 5 exons. Gene Ontology annotation, molecular function: FAD binding; D-amino-acid oxidase activity. The coding region runs from base 17 to 1006 and encodes 329 amino acids.
UUUUGGCAUUUCCUUGAUGAAGGUUGUGGUCGUGGGCGGCGGCAUCGUUGGGCUCUCGACGGCAUUGGCACUGCUGGAACAUGGGUACAGUGAUGUCACGGUAGUGGCAGACAAGUUGGACGACACGACCUCCCAUACAGCUGGGGCGUUGUGGCGGCCUGUGUUUGCCGGCGCGACUUCGGAUCACACGAUGGAUCAAUGGAGUCAUGAAACGAUGUUGUGGUUGCGGGGCCUGGUAGAGCGACACGGUUCGACUGUCGUUGGCAUUCAAUGCACACCAGGAAUGGAAUUGUCCGACUCGCCCACGGACUCGCAUCCGUAUUGGGCGCAUUCGGUCGAGAACUUUCGAUUUCUAACGCGGGAAGAGGCGCUGCAGCACCCACCGUACGACAAGCCCUUUGGCAUGACGUAUACUUCGGUCAUGAUUCACCCAGGUGUUCUCAUGCCAUGGAUCACACACGACAUCAAAUCCCGCGGGGGUACAUUUGAAACCCGCCAUGUCUCCACUCUGGACGACCUCGACGCCGACAUUGUCGUCAACUGCACCGGUCUUGGCGCGGGAAAGCUAGCCGGCGAUACUUCCGUGUACCCGGUUCGAGGGCAAGUGAUCAAGGUGUUCAACCCAAGCAUCAAGCGCUUUAUGUGUGUGGAAUCGCAUGGUCAGUACACGUACAUCCUCCCUCGUCGCGCGGGCGGCGAAGUCAUCGUGGGGGGCACGGCCCAAGUCGGCAACUGGAGCACGGCCAACAGCGACGCCGACAUCGCCGCCAUAUUGGCCCGCGCGGCCGUCCUCAUGCCCGAGAUCAGCGACAGCAAGGUUCUGCAUGCGAAAGCAGGCCUUCGACCUGCAACUUCUCGGGGCACGCGCGUCGAGUUGGAUCCGAAGCGGAGGAAUAAGGCGUGGGUAAUUCACAACUACGGACACGGCGGCAGUGGACAUACCAUCCAUCGCGGGUGCGCGUCGGAGGUGGUCAAGAUCGUCAGGUCGUUGCAUGCGAAUCUCUAGAUUACGCCUUCUUGCGUCCUCUACGUUUGCUUUCAGGGUUGAACAGGGGAUACUCUUACGAUAAUGCAAAGUUUUUGGCCA